AGGUGAAUUUUUCAAGUCCGUAAGUGCUAUUACAGCUUUUAAACCUUCUCAUGCGACUAUAGCAAAACAAUAACGUCAGCUCAAAGGUAAUUAUUCGUUCCCAUAAAUAAUAAAUUUUUUGACAUAAAUAUUCAUGUCAGAGAAUUUCAGUUGGCUUAAUUGAGUUAUUUUAUAUAUUGAGUAGAUUGUUGACAUAACUGCAAGUAUGACAAUGGCGGUUGGUUUGGGUUUAUUAAGCCGUGUAACCAGCGUUGCUUCGAGCUCCUGUUUAAAAGGAUUUUCAACAAAUUCUAAAAUGCCUUGCCCGUUUCUGACCAGGCUUAGCCAAAACUAUGUUAAAAAUUAUGCUCCAGUCUUAAUAAAAAUGUAUGGCAACCAAUGUCCAGUGAUAUCGAGAUCUAUUACCCAGAUGGCUAGCAACAAUGAAGUGCAGGAAAACCUGACCAGUGCAGCUUCGAAAUGCCCUUUUCUGAAUGAAGUGUCAGGGGCGAUCAAAGAGUUGAAGCAAGACGAUGUCAUUGAGGUCAAUCAGGACAAGUCUGACUCUGGAAAUGAAGUGUUUGCCUAUGAUCAAUUUUUCCAUCAGCAAAUUAUGAAGAAGAAAAAAGAGCACUCCUACAGGAUUUUUAAAAAGGUGAAUCGUUUGGCUGGGCCAGGCGAAUUUCCCAAAGCAUUUGAAUACACUUCGGGCAAGAAACCAAUUACGGUUUGGUGCUCAAAUGAUUAUUUAGGGAUGUCAUGUCAUCCUGCUGUUAAAAAUGAAGUUGGAAUCGCACUGGAAAAGUACGGUACAAGCGCUGGCGGCACCAGAAACAUAAGCGGCAACUCCACGCUCCACGAGAAGCUUGAAACAGCUCUGGCCGAACUUCAUGAAAAAGACGCGGCUCUUUUGUUCACCUCUUGUUUCGUAGCUAACGACACAACUCUCUUCACUCUAGCUAAAGCACUGCCAGGUUGUCAUAUCUUCUCUGAUGCUGGCAACCAUGCUUCAAUGAUUCAGGGAAUCAAAAACAGCCAAGUUCCUAAGCACAUUUUUAGGCACAAUGAUCCUCAACACUUGGAAGAGCUGCUUCAGACAGUAGAUUAUCAAACACCCAAGAUUGUCGCAUUUGAGACAGUUCAUUCCAUGACAGGGGGAGUUUGUCCUUUAGAAGAAAUCUGCGACAUUGCUCACAAAUAUGGUGCUUUAACAUUUGUGGAUGAAGUGCAUGCUGUAGGUCUUUAUGGGCAACACGGUGCUGGUAUUGGUGAAAGAGACCAUGUGAUGCACAAAAUGGAUAUGGUAUCUGGAACUCUAGGCAAAGCUUUUGGCAACAUUGGAGGAUAUGUUGCCGGAAACGCCAAUUUAAUUGACAUGAUUAGAAGCUAUGGAGCUGGAUUUAUCUUCACGACCAGUUUGCCUCCAACAGUUUUGGCUGGUGCAAGGAAGGCAAUUGAAAUUUUAGCUUCUGACGAAGGUCGCAUGUUACGCGAAAAGCAUCAAGAUAAUGUUCAGUAUUUGCGAGGAGAACUUCUUAGAAACGGAUUUCCAGUAGAGUAUACUCCUAGUCAUAUCAUUCCCAUCAAAAUAGGGGAUCCAAUGAAAUGUUCUGCCGUAAGUGAUGCACUAAUAAAAUACAAGGGCCACUACAUUCAAGCUAUUAACUAUCCAACGGUUGCUAGAGGACAAGAGAAACUUCGACUAGCUCCUACACCACAUCAUACCAAAGAAAUGAUGGACUUACUGAUAGCUGAUUUGAAAGAUGUUUGGAAUGAACUUGAAUUACCUUUUACUGGUAUGAGAUGUAGCCAGGAAUGUCAGUUUUGUCAGAAACCAAUUUUGUUUGACUACCAUGAAUCCAGGGACAGGUGUAAAGUGCCAAACUGUCCUCAAAUGGUAGCAGCUGCGUAACAUUUGUCACAAAUAUAAAAAAGUCAUAUCUUUUAUUUUUAAAUAAAUAUUAUCAUGAAAAAAAAAGUAAAUUUUAUAAAAAUUGUUAUUUUUUGAAAGCCACGAAACUUGUUUUCUACAUAUUUAUAUUUUAUAUAGUGCCUAAUUAUUUUUUUUUGUUACUAAAUUUUACUUUUUUUGUUGAAUUGUAUUUUCCAUGGUUUAUGGAAAUUGUUAGGAAUUACGUUAUAAACUGGCGAUAGGCUGUAAAAUGGUAAUUUUUGUUGGACAACAAGGUGUACUGUUUAUUGACAUUUAAAAAUGUGUAACUGAUAUAAUAUGAAUGUUAUAUAAUCAAAUAAAUUUAACUUUUUUUUUAUUUAAGA
Molecule: messenger RNA, 2256 nt
Organism: Ceutorhynchus assimilis (cabbage seed weevil)
Lineage: Eukaryota; Metazoa; Arthropoda; Insecta; Coleoptera; Curculionidae
Source: the annotation of a GenBank genome assembly